UAAAGAGAUUGAGGAAUUGAAGCAAAAAAAAUUGAAAAUGGAAGACGAGAACCAAAAACUUGUUGAAAUGCGACAUCAGCUGAGAGAGGAGCAACAGGGGCAUCUCAGUGUGCUGCACAAGCAAGCAAUGGAGCAGGAGAAGAAAAUCCUAGAAGACAAAGUAGCCAGUGAAGAACAAACAGAGCAAGUCAACCAGCAGAAUCUAGAGCUUGCAUGCAUCCAGAAGGAAGAGCUGGCAGAGUUGCAGAGGAAUCUGACGAGUGUAGAAGCCCAGGUUGAGGUGCAGCAACGAACUGCGCAGCUAUAUAAGAACAUGAAUAUUGUUGAGCUUCAACAGCAGAUCCAAAACCUUGAGUCAGAACGUGACUCUCUAAAGCAUAAAUUUCAGGCAAUAUCAGAAUAUAUUGAGUGCGCUCUGAAAGUGGACAUUUGUAAGAUUGACAAGAUUACCUCCCGGCUGAUAGAAAAAGAGAGGCAUCUUGCUACCGAGAUCGCAUUUCAACAGGUUGACAAAAACAGAUUUCAGAUGAUCAGAAAGAAAGACUAUGUUAAGAAAGAGCUUGCUGCCUGUCAGGAGCAAGUCUCAGUACUGGAAACAUCUGUGAAGAAUUUACAAGAGGAGAACUGGGAGCACUUGAAACAACUGUUUAAGCAGCAGAAAAAGGAUUUGCAAAUCUAUAGAGGCCCUUCCCUGUCCCAGGCUGAAAAACUCAGCCUUCAUCAAAAAGCAGCGGAUAUUGUGAAAGAACAGCACCAGCAGUUUGGAGAGUUGGAGAAAGAUGAAAUGGAUCACAGCUGCAAGCCCUCCUUCCCAACUCACCAUCUCAGCACAAUGCUGUAUGGCAGCCAGAGCAACCUCAGGGAACCACUGCACCUGGGUCCUUUGGAGCAGGGGCCGCAGAGUGUGUUUGGCCAGGCCAUGCCCCUUCAUCCUUUGCCAUCUGACUCUGAGGAUUUGGACACAUUAACACACCAAGGCCUGAUUGAGGCACAAAACAGGAUUCUCACAACAAAGAUCAUUCGCAAAUGGUUCCAAUAA
Tachysurus vachellii is the source of this 1039-nucleotide messenger RNA. It is a transcript of the gene ccdc83, whose product is annotated as coiled-coil domain containing 83. NCBI's taxonomy places the organism in Eukaryota, Metazoa, Chordata, Actinopteri, Siluriformes, Bagridae. The coding region runs from base 38 to 1039 and encodes 333 amino acids. The transcript is spliced from 9 exons. The record is from RefSeq and is a predicted model, not a curated record.